Nerophis lumbriciformis (worm pipefish) is the source of this 1305-nucleotide messenger RNA. Lineage: Eukaryota; Metazoa; Chordata; Actinopteri; Syngnathiformes; Syngnathidae. The record is from RefSeq and is a predicted model, not a curated record.
AUGUCCAUAGUGAAUAUUGUUGCCAGGGAGAUUCUGGACUCCAGGGGAAACCCAACAGUGGAAGUAGAUCUACAUACUGAUAAAGGUUUGUUCCGGGCUGCUGUGCCGAGCGGUGCUUCCACGGGCAUCUAUGAAGCUCUGGAACUCCGAGAUGGAGAUAAGACUCGCUACAAGGGCAAAGGUGUAACAAAGGCAGUUGGGCACAUUAAUGACACCCUUGGACCUGCCCUUAUUCAGUCAGGGAUCAGCGUUCUGGAGCAAGAGAAGCUGGACAACCUAAUGAUUGAAAUGGAUGGCACCGAAAACAAAUCUAAGUUUGGUGCCAACGCCAUCCUUGGCGUGUCAUUGGCUGUAUGCAAAGCGGGAGCAGCAGAGAAGGACGUGCCAUUGUACCGUCACAUUGCCGAUCUGGCGGGAAACCGAGACCUGGUUCUCCCAGUUCCAGCUUUCAAUGUGAUCAACGGGGGAUCCCAUGCUGGGAAUAGACUGGCGAUGCAAGAGUUUAUGGUACUACCCGUCGGUGCGGAGUCAUUUCGCGAGGCCUUGCGUGUGGGGGCGGAGCUUUAUCAGACGCUGAGGGGCGUGAUCAAGGAGAAGUAUGGUCAAGAUGCGACGAAUGUGGGUGACGAGGGCGGGUUCGCGCCUAACAUUCAGGAAAACAGCGAAGCUUUGGAGCUGAUCAAGACAGCCAUCGAGAAGGCUGGUUUCACCGACAAAGUGGUGAUCGGGAUGGACGUGGCCGCCUCUGAGUUCUUCAUUGAGGGCAAGUACGACCUGGACUUCAAGUCCCCGCCCAAUGCCGCGCGCAACAUCAGCGGCGAGGAGCUGGCCGCCAUCUACCAAGGCUUCAUCAACAACUACCCAGUUGUUUCCAUCGAAGAUCCCUUUGACCAGGAUGACUGGCCGGCUUGGACUCAGUUCACAGCCUCUGUGGGGAUCCAGGUGGUUGGAGAUGAUCUGACUGUUACCAACCCACGUCGGAUACAACGGGCCGUGGAGGACAAGGCCUGCAACUGUCUGCUGCUCAAAGUCAACCAGAUCGGCUCCAUCACAGAGGCCAUCAAGGCCUGUAAGCUAGCUCAGGAGAACGGCUGGGGCGUGAUGGUUAGCCACCGCUCGGGUGAGACCGAGGACACCUUCAUCGCCGACUUGGUGGUGGGUCUCUGCACUGGACAGAUCAAAACCGGAGCCCCGUGUCGUUCGGAACGUUUGGCUAAAUAUAAUCAGCUCAUGAGGAUUGAGGAGGAGUUGGGUGAUCAGGCUCGCUUUGCUGGACACAACUUUCGCAACCCCAGUGCACUCUGA